Molecule: messenger RNA, 4512 nt
Organism: Argiope bruennichi
Lineage: Eukaryota; Metazoa; Arthropoda; Arachnida; Araneae; Araneidae
Product: EGFR adapter protein-like
Exons: 6
Coding region: 526-1551 (341 amino acids)
Source: RefSeq, a predicted model, not a curated record
GAAGAGAUUUAUCAUGCGGAAAACUUUGCUAUGACAUAAAACUCUUUGUAGUAGAAAGAUAAAAGCAAGGAGUUUUCUUCUAUAAAAACAUCUAUACUGAGAUAAAGUAAACAAUCUUAUGAAACUUUUGAAUGUAAGUUACAGAAGUGAGAAUAUCUUAUAAGAAAAAUAUUGUUCAACGUUUUUCAAAUUUAAAAGCGUUUCCAAAUUGCAAACAAUAAAGGGGUUUUACAGCUUUGGUAUUGAAAAGAAGACUGAAUACUACAUUCCAUUAUUUACCAACUAAUGCUCGCUGUAACAUUCAACUGUGAAAUAUCUAAAUCUAAUGGAGAAUCAUUCUUCUAGCAGCAUCUGUGCUCUAAAAUGCUUAUAAAAUCGUCAAAGAACCUCUAUAAAUAGCGAAUGUGAUAAAAGAAAAGAACUUGUAUAUUAUAGCGAGAUUUGCUUUAUAAAAAACAAACUAAGAUAUCUUUCCAGUUAGCAUGAUAGAUAGAAUGUACCCAAUUAAGAAAAUAUACAUCAGCAAUGAAUGGUAACAGAGUCCUAAAACUGGAAAGCAGCGGGUCUAGUCAAAGAGGACAUUCGAGCAUGGCAAGUACUUUGACAGAUUGCCGCGGUGCCCGCCCGGACAACCUGCUUCCGGGAGUCCGGAAGUUCCCGGAUCAAGAGCGGGCCAACAUGUGGAGUCCUUGCAGUAACUGCAGUAGUAGUGAUGAGAACAAUUCACCUACGGCCCUUAAUAGAUUCAACUGGGACAAACCAGCUCUGGAAGACAAGAGCGUUGAUUUCAGCUGGGUGUCAUCUGAGAGUUCCAGUAAUGGUAAAAAUCUACAUUCGAAAACAACUGGAAGAAGGAAGAUAGAUCCGCGUACCGAAAAGAAGUCUGGUAGCUACGUGAAUUUGCAGCAACCUCAUGCCAAAUAUUCAAACGACUGCACAACGUCAGAGCCAAGAAAAUCGCCAAAAAAAGAUCGUCAAUCGACACAAGGAUGUGGCAGUCUAACCGAACCUUCCCAAUCAGAAAAUUUAUAUCCACUUGUAGAUCUUAGAGAAGAACGAAGUGAACAAAAAGAAGAUCCACCCUCAUCGUCUGAUGCAGACUUCAAUGAAAGGAGCGAAGAAGAUAUUGAAAAAGAAAAGGAAGAUCUACGUAAUGUGGCAUGGUUUCAAGCUGGAAUUCCUCGAGAGAUAGCUCUAGAAGUUCUGGCAGAGAAGCCAGAAGGUUCUUUCAUCGUUCGGAAGAGCACAACUAAACUCGGCUGCUACGCAUUGUCCUUACGGGUCCCCCAAGAGAAGAACCCGACAGGAAUAGCACACUACUUAAUCUUGCAAACGAACAAAGGUUAUAAAAUAAAGGGUUUCACGAAAGAAUUUUCGAGCCUGAACGCGCUUAUAACCCACCAUUCUGUGAUGCCAGAGCUACUGCCCUGCCCCCUCAACCUCUCACGCCAGUUCAAGAGGGACGCCGAGCACGAGUUCGAAGAGACCGAACAGAAGACCUGUGACAUCUUCUCGGACAUCCACUGGCUCAUGACUGACCUGGAAGUUUGAAGGCCAAAAUCGCUUGGAGGCUUGGGCUGCUUCUUGUACAUAAAAUAACACUCUCUUUUUUGCUGUUGUUAUUGUAUGAACAAUUUAUUGUCAUGAAAAGUUUUCGUUAAUUUAUUUUGGCGACAUCAUGCAAAUACAGUCAGUGUGCAUGCAUCAGUGGCAACUUUUCAGAAGUAUGUGUUUAAAAAAAUGAAUAAUCAUCCGGAAAAUAAGAUGGACAUUAUAUAUUCAUGCUGAAUAUGUAACGCAUUUAUAAUAUAGCAAGCAUCUGCAAGAUUUAUACGUUAUAUAUCCAAGCUGAAUAUAUAACGCACGUUAUGUGCUUUCUACAAGACCACAUAACUCUUGCAGAAUGAGAUUCCACAAAUGGAAAGCAUAAAAAUUCACACCAAAAAUUUAUUUCUAUAAUGCGUAGUGUUUAGAAAUCACUGAAGUUCCUCUUCUCGGUAUUCUCAUAUGUAAACAUAAUAUAACGCAUUUGGUGUUUGUAUUUUUUUCGUUAACUGAUUAAAUCAAUAAUCUCAUAGAAAUCUGCAAUUCUACUAAUGAAAUCAUAUGUUAAAAUUCCUUUAUUUUGCUGAUUAAAUUUCUAAAGUGUCAUAUUAACAUGCAAUGGACAAGAUGGAAAAUUGACUUAUAGCUGAUGGGUUCGCCCAAUAUGAAAUGGAAAUAUCUAAAUUCUACUAAUGAAAUUAUCUGCAAUUCUACUAAUGAAAUCAUAUGUUAAAAUUCCUUUAUUUUGCUGAUUAAAUUUCUAAAGUGUCAUAUUAACAUGCAAUGGACAAGAUGGAAAAUUGACUUAUAGCUGAUGGGUUCGCCCAAUAUGAAAUGGAAAUAUCGGUGAAAAGACUUUUAUACUAAGUCUCAUCCUUCCAGCUCAUGUUUUUCAGUUAUCGUGUUUAAAACUAGACAUAAUUCCAGAGAUCUUGUUUGGGCCGCGGUGGCCUGGUGGUAAUGUCUCGGCUUCGGAACCGGAGGGUUUCAGGUUCGUGACCCGAUUCCACCGAAGAACCGUCGUGUAAGGGGGUCUGUUGCACGUUAAAUCCAUCAUGACCAAACGUCCUCCCGCUGGUGUGGUGUGGAGAAGGGGUGCCAACUCAGGUGUCGUCCUCGUCAUCUGACCGCGGUUCAAAAUGACGAGGUCCGUCCCCAAAUAGCCCUAGUGUUGCUUCAAACGGGACGUUAAUAUAACCAAACUAAACCAGAGAUCUUGUUUGUUGGAUUCAGGAGAAACUAAACGUGAUUUAUUUCGAAGUCAAAAAAUUUGAUGAUUUAAAAAAUUGGGAGAAGAAACAGAUCCUAUUGCCCGUUAUCUCCAUGAUGUUGCUCGGCCAAUAUCGUGAAAAUAUCGUACAAUGUUAUUUGGCAUUCUGUGCUUAUAAGGUGUAUGAUGUUACAUCUGGAGACUAAAUUAACAUCGCCUUUAUACAGAAAAGUUAUUAAAACGACAACAUUGAAAAUGCAGAUACGCGAUGGUCGCAUCGUACAAGCCUAUAUAUUAGUGUCCUACAAUAAAAUAUAGCCAAAUUCAUAAAAAUCUGCAUCUAUAGUAACUAGGGUUCGAAAGAUCCAAAAGUGAUUGAACUAUUAUAUGAACUUAACCUUAGGCCUAGGGGCCCCACAACAUGAAACACUUUUCCAUCAAAUGAAAAACAAUAGGAAGGGGAUGUAGUAUCCUUGCUCUGGCCAUGCGUAUGCCAUUUUUUUCAGAUAUCCCCAUGAGGAAGAAAAACGCUCAGGUGUCUAAUGAUGAUGGCCAUACAAUUGAACCAAUUAACUAUUAAAUAAUUCCAGGCUUAUUUAUGGUGCACAAUAUUUUAUGCAAUACAAUUCUUUUUCGCAUUUUUCUCGAGAAUUCAAUAAAAACAUGAUAAUGAAAAAUCCUACAGUGAGUUUUUUCUGUACAGAACAAGGAAUCAUACUCUGCAAGAUUUAUAUGGUCUUGAUCGAGACUGCUGAAUACAUUUUCCAGUACAUGUUCAGUGUUGAAUAUUUCCAAUAUGCUCUCCCUCUCUCACUUUUUCAAGGUUAAACCUUUUAUUUUCAUUUCAUAUUUUCUGGAAAAUACUAUGAGUCAUGACUGAAUGCUCAUGAUGAAGUUUCAUGAGCUUCCAAUUUAAUUUGCGCAACUACUUACAGAAAGUUAUGACUUAUUUCCUUCAAACGCCGUAAUAAAUAUAUAUAUAUAUAUAUAUAUAUAUAUAUAUAUAUAUAUAUAUAUAUAUUCUACACAUGAUAUGUGCAUGUAUACCCAUACGUAAGUAUAAUUUAUCGGGAAAUAUAUAAUUUACCGAGAAGUAUAAUUAUUGAAAUAAAUUUAUCUUUUCAACAUCGUACUUUUUUUAACUAAGUCUCAAUAAACAUGUCUUUCAAAUAUAACAAUUAUUUGCAUGAAUUUAAAGAAAUGGAAACUACUUUAGCAUAGUGCAUUCAAAAAUUACAAAAUAUUUGGAAUAUUUAUGAAACUAUUUUAUUCAUUAUAUAAAUUAUGCCUGUCAGUUUUAUUUGACUGGAAUCAUUAAGAGGGGAAUUCUGAAGUUACAAGUUUGUGGCGGAUUUGUAUGGGUAAGGAUAGAACCUGGAACCUUGUGGUUCGCAGCCGAAUAACAUGACCACAAUACAAAAGCAAUUGUCCCGUGUUUCAUAGCUGUUAACUGGCUUAUAAGAUUUUCACCACAAGUUCAACAUUUCUUAAGUUCUAUGGCAAAUAAAAAAAUAAUAGAGAUAUUUUAACAGCUUUUUUUUUAAUUUUCUGGUUAAAGUUCUCAUUCCCCUACUUGUUUGAAAAUUCACUUAUCAUUAAAAAAAAAAAAAAAAAAAAAGGCUAAAAAAAUUAAUGAGCGUAAAUGCAACAGAAAUGAUUGACAAUUUUUUAUAGAAGCAUUUCAUUGUUUUAUAAAAAGCUUCCUAUUAAAAAUUAGAAUCUUUCAUAGCUAAAGUGUUUGUUAAAAUUUCAUACAA